Messenger RNA from Solanum lycopersicum (tomato), 880 nucleotides. RefSeq names its product protein S40-5. Lineage: Eukaryota; Viridiplantae; Streptophyta; Magnoliopsida; Solanales; Solanaceae. The record is from RefSeq and is a predicted model, not a curated record.
GCCCUCUCCCUAUCACAUCUUAUAUAUACAACACCAGCCUUAGAAGCCGAGUCUACCCUUUUUGAGCUAAAAACUCAUUUUUUAUUUAUGAUUUUUUUCUGGGAUCGCCGGAAAAUCAAGAUUCCGGUAACCGACAGUUAAUUAAAGAAAAAUAAAGUAUUUUCGUAAGUUAAAUUAAAUGGCGAAAGGUCGAAAACUGACCAUCAGUAUGAGUGAAAGGUAUUUAGGAAGUUACAGUUACAAUAAUGGAAAUCAAACAGUCAACGAAACAUGGGAAUUUGGAGAAGACGAUGUUUGGUCAACCGUUGAUGAAAUGGUCAACGCUGGCGGCGGCGACGAUGAUCAUUUAAUGAACGGCGCUUGUAAUUCACGCGCGACCGCAGAGAGUGACGUCCGAAGUUUUAGGAGCAGCCGCCGAUGCCAAGCUGGAGGCGGCAGCAGCGGCGGCUUGUCAUUGGCUUUUGAUGAUGAUGCAGGUAAGGCCACGUCAUCAUCUCGGAUCAUUCAUCAGUUUCGUGGACAAGACAGCCUGGCAGCGCAGUCUCCACGUGGACGACACAUGGCGUCUUCGGCACCUGUGAAUGUUCCUGAUUGGUCAAAGAUAUAUCGAGUUGACUCAGUUGAGUCAUUUCAUGACUCGGACGACGGUGCUGAUGAUCAUGAGUUGGAUAUGAUUCCCCCACAUGAGUAUUUGGCUCGUGGAUAUGGUAGAUCUCGAAAAUCAACAACUGAUUCGAUGUUUGAAGGUGUGGGAAGGACAUUAAAGGGUAGGGACAUGAGUCGAGUUCGAGAUGCAGUGUGGAGCCAGACCGGGUUCGAUGGCUAAGUCGAUUCAUCAAUAGUUGUUGACAUAUAUAUAUAUAUAUAUAUAUAUAUAUAU